AUGAAGAUGACUUCGCAUAAGAGAAUAGCUUCCUCAUCAAUGAUCUAUUUCUUUCUGCUUUUGCUUCUUCCCAUCGCGUUUUCUGAGCCGACAAGGAACUUAGGUGGAACAAGUGCAAGAGCUCCAACAGUGCAGCAGAUAAGUAACAAGCAUGGAACUAAAGAGGUGAUAGUGGACAAUGGGAUGAUCAGAGUCAGUUUCUCGAAUCCUCAAGGACUUAUAACUGGGAUCAAAUACAAAGGAAUCGAUAAUGUUCUCAAUCCGCAUCUCCGAGCUCGAGGUUACUGGGACGUAACAUGGCAAAGAGAAGAAAACGUUCGCCCGGGCUUAGAUCGAAUCGAAGGAACCAAGUUUAGAAUCAUAACUCAAAACGAAGAACAAGUGGAGAUUUCAUUCUCUAGAACAUGGAAUGGUGGUUCUAAUCAUGCUCCGUUAAACGUAGACAAGAGGUAUAUCAUACGUGCAGAUACCUCAGGAAUCUACACAUACGGAAUCUUCGAGAGACUGCCCGAAUGGCCAGAAGUCGAGAUGGGUCUAAUCCGAAUCGCAUUCAAACUCAACCCUGAUAGAUUUCAUUAUAUGGUGGUGGCGGAUGAUCGGCAAAGAGAAAUGCCUACGGAUGAUGACCGUGGCCAUGCCAAGAUUCUUGCUUAUAAAGAAGCCGUACAAUUGACUCAUCCUCAUAACCCUAUGUUCAAAAACCAGGUGGAUGAUAAGUACCAGUACACAUGUGAGGUCAAGGAAAACAACGUUCAUGGUUGGAUCUCGACCAAGUCCCGUGUCGGUUUCUGGCUCAUCUCACCGAGCGGCGAAUACCGAUGUGGUGGACCGACCAAACAGGAUCUCACGUCUCACGUUGGUCCAACGACCCUCACGACCUUUAUAAGCGAGCAUUACAUUGGUACGGACAUGGAGACAAGGUACAGAGCUGGUGAAGCGUGGAAGAAGGUCUUGGGACCUGUUUUUAUUUACUUGAACUCUGACUCCACCGGCAAUAACCCUCGCGGUUCAUUAUGGGAAGAUGCUAAACGACAGACCGAACAAGAAGUUGAAGCAUGGCCGUACGGUUUUGUAGCAUCCCCUGACUUUCUUUCUCGUCAAGAAAGAGGAACCGUUACCGGUCGACUCUUAGUCAACGACAGAUCCUUGACUCCUGCACGAUCGGCAUACGUUGGUUUAGCACCGCUGGGAGAAGCUGGUUCAUGGCAGACAAACACUAAGGGAUACCAAUUUUGGACAAAGACGGACGAAACCGGUUACUUCACGAUUGAUAACGUUAGACCGGGAACUUACAAUCUGUACGGAUGGGUUCCUGGCUUCAUCGGAGACUUUAAGUACCAAAGCCGUGUCAACGUAGCUUCGGGUUCAGAGAAAAGUUUCGGUAGAGUCGUGUUCGAGCCUCCUAGGAACGGUCCAACUCUGUGGGAGAUCGGUGUACCGGAUCGAACCGCUAAAGAAUACUUUGUGCCGGAGCCAUACAAGAACACACUUAACCCCUUAUACCUAAACCACACCGACACGUUUAGGCAAUACGGAUUGUGGCAACGAUACACAGAGUUAUACCCAAAUCAAGAUCUCGUCUACACAGUUGGUGCUAGUAACUACAACCAAGACUGGUUCUACGCUCACGUCACAAGGAACAUCGAUGGUUCGACCUACGCGCCAACGACAUGGCAGAUCGUGUUUAAUCUUCCAUACGUGAACUGGCGAGGAAGCAGCUACACAUUGCAGCUAGCUUUAGCUUCGGCUUCACGGGCUAAUCUACAAGUACGGAUCAACUACGAGAACUCGAGGCCGGUCUUCUCAACGGGCAACAUCGGAAAAGAUAAUGCCAUAGCAAGACAUGGAAUCCAUGGAGCUUACCGGCUUUACAGCAUCAAUGUCCCUGGAAGAUUGCUAAGAAUCGGCACCAACACGAUCUAUCUCCGACAGACUAAAGCUACGGGACCGUUCGAAGGUGUUAUGUAUGAUUACAUUCGCCUCGAAGAGCCUUCAAGAGAUUAA
Messenger RNA from Microthlaspi erraticum, 2004 nucleotides. NCBI's taxonomy places the organism in Eukaryota, Viridiplantae, Streptophyta, Magnoliopsida, Brassicales, Brassicaceae. The record is from the annotation of a GenBank genome assembly.